CCGCGCUGUUUUUGGUCCCUUUUUCCUUCCGCCGCCGCUUUUUUUUUUUUUUUUUUUAAUUUAAUUUAAUCUAAUUUUUAUUUUUCCUCUUUCCGGGACGGAACGGAACCCGGACAGGGAAAUAAAAAAAUCCCCGCGGGUCCCGGGAGGAGCGGCCGGACCCGGCCGGGCCUGCGGCCUCCAUGACAGCAGGAGCCGGCGCCGGGAGCUGCCCUCGGAUCCGGAUCCGGCGCUCGGGUGCUCCCGGCCCCGCAGGAUCCCGGGGCGGCUCCGGUGGCCCCGGGGGGCCCCGGGGGGGGCGGGGCCGCCAUGGCUGAGGUGCAGGUGGUCAAGGAGGGCUGGCUGCACAAGAGGGGCGAGUACAUCAAGACGUGGCGCCCCCGUUAUUUCCUGCUCAAGAGCGACGGCUCCUUCAUCGGCUACAAGGAGCGGCCCGAGAGCUCCGAGCACGGCCUCCCCCCCCUCAACAACUUCUCCGUGGCCGAGUGCCAGCUGAUGAGGACGGAGCGGCCGCGCCCCAACACCUUCGUCAUCCGCUGCCUGCAGUGGACCACGGUCAUCGAGAGGACCUUCCACGUGGACACGGCCCAGGAGCGCGAGGAGUGGCUCCAGGCCAUCCAGGCCGUGGCCUCCCGGCUGAAGAGGCGCGCGCCGGCCCCGGAGCCGCCGGAGCUCCGGGGAUCCCCCGGCGAGGGCGAGGACGGAGAGGCCGCCGGGAAACCCCGCAGCAAGGCCAGCAUGGAGGAUUUUGAUUACCUGAAGCUGCUGGGCAAGGGCACCUUCGGGAAGGUGAUCCUGGUGCGCGAGAAGAGCUCGGGCCAGCACUACGCCAUGAAGAUCCUGCGCAAGGAGGUCGUCAUCGCCAAGGACGAGGUGGCGCACACGGUGACCGAGAGCCGCGUCCUGCAGAGCAGCCGCCACCCCUUCCUGACCGCUCUCAAGUACGCCUUCCAGACCAGCGACCGCCUCUGCUUCGUGCUGGAGUACGCCAACGGCGGCGAGCUGUUUUUCCACCUGUCCCGGGAGCGGGUGUUCCCCGAGUCCCGCGCGCGCUUCUACGGCGCCGAGAUCGUCUCGGCCCUGGAGUACCUGCACUCGCGGGACGUCGUCUAUCGCGACAUCAAGCUGGAGAAUCUGAUGCUGGACAAGGACGGGCACAUCAAGAUCACGGAUUUCGGGCUCUGCAAGGAGGGCGUGACCGACGGCACCACCAUGAGAACCUUCUGCGGCACCCCCGAGUACCUGGCGCCCGAGGUCCUGGAAGACAACGACUACGGCCGCGCCGUGGACUGGUGGGGGCUGGGCGUGGUCAUGUACGAGAUGCUCUGCGGGCGCCUCCCCUUCUACAACCAGGACAACGAGCGGCUCUUCGAGCUCAUCCUGCUGGAGGAGCUGCGCUUCCCCCGGUCCCUGGGGCCCGAGAGCCGCUCCCUGCUGGCCGGCCUGCUCAAAAAGGAUCCCAAACAAAGGCUGGGCGGCGGCCCAGGUGACGCCCGCGAGGUGAUGGAGCAUCGCUUCUUCGCGGGCAUCGAUUGGCAGGACGUGGUGCAGAGGAAGCUGGUGCCGCCCUUCCGGCCGCAGGUGACGUCGGAGGUGGACACCAGGUACUUCGACGAGGAGUUCACGGCGCAGAGCAUCACGGUCACGCCCCCCGAGAGAUGUGAGCUCCUGGACUCUCCAGAGUGCGACCACCGGACGCAUUUCCCGCAGUUCUCCUACUCGGCCAGCAUCCGGGAGUGACACCUGGCACACCUGGGGACACCUGGGACACCUGGGGACACCUGUGUGCCACCCACCUGGGC
Molecule: messenger RNA, 1802 nt
Organism: Haemorhous mexicanus (house finch)
Lineage: Eukaryota; Metazoa; Chordata; Aves; Passeriformes; Fringillidae
Product: RAC-beta serine/threonine-protein kinase-like
Biological process (GO): protein phosphorylation
Molecular function (GO): protein serine/threonine kinase activity; ATP binding
Source: RefSeq, a predicted model, not a curated record